CUUGUCAUUUCUCUUCGAUCUUCCUAACGCGUACAUCUGUAUCCCUUCCAUAACUUUCUAGACAAAUCUCCGACCACUUCAAAACUAGCUUCCUUCAUGUUCCACUUCCACAACAAUGGCCUCCAUUCUAACAACCUCGUACUCUGUUUCUCCAACAUCUCGGAACAACCCACGUUGUUCAUUCUUCUUCAAGCAACAUUCUCAUCAGUCACUCACUCUUCUGUACCACCCGAAGCGACUCAAGUUUUCGGUCAAAGCCGAGAAAGAAACCGAAGAUAAUGGAACUGUAACAGCAGCUCCGGUUGAACAUGAUGAAACUCAUUUGAUUGAAGAUGGUGGUGAAGAGAAGCAAGAACAGGAUUGGAAGAGUGAUGAGGAGUUUAAGAAGUUUAUGGGUAAUCCAUCGAUUGAGGCUGCAAUUAAGCUUGAAAAGAAACGGACGGAUAGGAAGCUGAAAGAGCUUGACCGAGAGAGAACAAGUGAUAACCCCAUCGCCGGGUUGUUUAAUCGAUUGGUUCGGGAUAGAUUGUCUCAACAGAAACAGAGGUUGGAGAAAGUAGAGCAGAGUUUUAAGGCUCUUGAUCUCAAUACGUUAAAAAGCUGUUUUGGAUUUACUACAUUCUUUGCAACGGAUGUUAGAAGAUUUGGUGAUGGAGGGAUCUUUAUUGGAAACUUGAGAAGACCCAUUGAAGAAGUCAUUCCGACGUUGGAGAAGAAAUUGUCCGAAGCUGCAGGAAGGGAGGUUGUUUUGUGGUUCAUGGAGGAAAAGACUAAUGAUAUUACGAAACAGGUUUGUGUGGUGCAACCGAAAUCAGAGAUUGAUCUCCAAUUUGAGUUAACCAAAUUAAGCACACCGUGGGGCUAUGUUAGUGCGGUAGCCUUAGCUGUGACGACUUUCGGGACAAUUGCUCUGAUGAGUGGCUUCUUUCUUAAGCCUGAUGCGACGUUUGAUGACUAUCUAGCAAACGUUGUGCCACUUUUCGGUGGCUUUCUCACCAUUUUAGGUGUUUCAGAGAUAGCGACUAGGGUAACAGCAGCGCGUUACGAUGUUAAACUCAGUCCUUCGUUUCUCGUCCCCUCUAACUGGACGGGAUGCUUGGGAGUCAUGAACAAUUACGAGUCUCUUCUCCCUAAUAAAAAGGCGUUGUUCGAUAUUGCAGUGGCGAGAACAGCUAGUGCUUAUUUGACUUCGUUGGCACUUGCAGUCGCCGCUUUUGUCGCUGAUGGUAGCUUCAAUGGAGGCGAUAACGCUCUGUACAUAAGACCACAAUUCUUUUAUAAUAACCCGUUGCUUUCUUUCAUCCAAUUCGUUAUUGGCCCGUACACCGACGAUCUAGGCAACGUGUUGCCUUAUGCCGUGGAAGGUGUUGGGGUUCCUGUAGACCCUCUUGCCUUUGCAGGACUUUUAGGAAUGGUGGUGACUUCUUUAAACUUGUUACCAUGUGGAAGGCUUGAAGGAGGUCGGAUCGCUCAAGCCAUGUUUGGUAGGAGCACUGCCGCCUUGUUAUCGUUCGCCACUUCACUCCUAUUAGUCAUAGGUGGUUUUGGUGGUAGUGUCCUAUGUCUUGCUUGGGGGCUCUUCGCAAACUUCUUUAGAGGUGGAGAAGAAAUACCCGCAAAGGACGAAAUUACCCCUUUAGGCGACGAUAGGUAUGCUUGGGGGUUUGUCCUCGGGCUCAUAUGCUUUCUUAUGCUUUUCCCGAAUGGUGGUGGAACUUUCUCUAGCUCGUUUCUAAGCGGGCCGUAUUUUAGGGGUGGUUUUUGAGUUGAUUAGUAGUAUGUGUUGAUUGGUUUGGUCGGUUAUAGGUUAUAUAUGCGAUGGCUAUGGGUGUUCAUUGCAACAUUGUUUCGACUUGUUGAUUGAACACCAAGGGUAAUUUCAAUUGUAAAGAACCAGGUUGUUAGCAACGUAACCUAUAUGUAUAUAGUUUAAUGAUGUACACAAUACCUCAAGCAAGUGUAGUUGCUAUCACACAAUACCUCAAGCAAGUGUAGUUACUAUCAGUUGAAAUUGUAGUACACAAUCCUUUCAAUA
This is a messenger RNA of Helianthus annuus (common sunflower), 2035 nucleotides long. Its product is annotated as probable zinc metallopeptidase EGY3, chloroplastic. NCBI's taxonomy places the organism in Eukaryota, Viridiplantae, Streptophyta, Magnoliopsida, Asterales, Asteraceae. The record is from RefSeq and is a predicted model, not a curated record. Bases 116 to 1765 code for a protein of 549 amino acids. The transcript is spliced from 6 exons.